AUGACGAACGCGACGAUACAGGAAAUUGAGGGUAUUGAUGACUAUUGGGGCCCGGCAUUCCGGUCGAUAUACGAAGGGGAAGGCCAUGAAGCCUUUGUGCAGCAGUUGGACGAGCGCAUUAAACAGCAUGAUAAAGAAAUUGAGAAAUUGUGCAACUUUCACUAUCAGGGUUUCAUAGACUCCAUUCGUGAAUUGCUUCAAGUUCGGUCACAUGCUGAGGAGUUGCAUGCAGAUAUUUCCAAUGUCGAAGCAAAUGUUAAAGAGACUACUGAAAAUUUAUAUGUGAAAGCUGAAGAACUGCUCCGAGCGCGUAGGGUGGAGCUUAACAUUGCUGCAACUAUUGAGAAAAUGGAAUUGUGUCUCCCUCUGCUCACAACAUACUCUAAGCUUAAGUCACAAGUAGAAGCUAAAAGAUAUUACCCUGCUCUAAAAACUUUAGAGCAAUUGGAACAUGUGUUACUUCCAAGGGUGGGGCCAUACAAAUGGUGCGGUCAAAUUUCCGCUGACAUUCCUCGGUUGCGACAAGCGAUACAAGACGCUUCAAUGGCGGAUCUCAGGGAUUUUCUUGAGAAUAUACGAAAACUUAGUCCACAGGUGGGUGCAAUGGCUUUGAAACAAACACAAGAAAUGUUAGGAAGGAACCUCGCCAGUAUCGUUAAAAACAAAAAAGAUAUGGCAGCCCUUGGUGUUUCAGUAAAAGAAAACACAGGUCCACAGUGUCCCCAUGAACUGGUAGACUUCAGUCCACUGCACAGAUGUCUUCAUAUCCACAGCGUGUUGGGCGCUAAAAACGAUUUUAUACAGUAUUACAGAGCACAACGCAAACAGCAAGCACGCCUUGUUUUAAUCCCAGAAUCAGCCAACCUCCACGACUCCAUCCCAGGUAUCAGGAACUACUUAAAUGCGGUGCUGGGCUUCUUCAUACUAGAAGAACACUUGCUAAGCGCCGGCGCAGGUCUCGUGUCGAAAGAUUGGCUGCUGGACAUGUGGAGCAUGUCUGUCACCAAAGUGGCUUCGACGCUCAGAACUAAUACGUCUCUCAUCACCGACCCUACUUUGAUGUUGAGCAUUAAACACCAAAUAACAGCGGGCAGCAUGUUCCAAGCCGCCCGCGAUGACGCUGAACAGCAGAUCUGCGACAAUCUCGAGAAGAAGGUCGAUGAGUUCUUGGAUUUGGAAAAUUACGACUGGUUACUAGUGGAGCCGACGGGUCAGGCAUCGGCGUUCGUGACGGACAUGCUCAGCUACCUGUCGGGUGUGCUCACCUCCUUGGAGCAGCUACCUGAACGAGCUCGCGUGGCAGCGGUCCGCGCGGCCACCAACCGCAUCGCCCGGCGCCUGCGCGCGCUGCUGCUGGACCCGGCCGUCAAGCAGGUGUCGUCCGGCGCGCUCGACCAGCUCAACCUCGACGUCAUACAGUGCGAGCAGUUCGCGGCCGGCGAGCCUGUGCCGGGGCUCAAGGAAGGAGAGUUGCUCGAACAUUUCGCUAGUCUCAGACAACUUUUGGACCUCAUCACGGGUUGGGACUGGUCAUCCUACCUUCACGACGUAGGUAUCGACGGCGGGAAAUACGCUCUGGUCACGCCACGGGACGCGGCCACGCUGCUCGAGAAACUGAAGGAGGCAGAGCAGAAGUCCUCGGUCUUCUCCGUAUUGAAAAAGAACGAGAGAGACAGAAGGAAGCUUCUAGAUACUGUCUUGAAGCAACUGAAGCAGUUGCAGAACCAAGAUGGAUCGUGA
Arctia plantaginis is the source of this 1740-nucleotide messenger RNA. Lineage: Eukaryota; Metazoa; Arthropoda; Insecta; Lepidoptera; Erebidae. The record is from the annotation of a GenBank genome assembly.